Ipomoea triloba (trilobed morning glory) is the source of this 1127-nucleotide messenger RNA. RefSeq names its product salutaridinol 7-O-acetyltransferase-like. Lineage: Eukaryota; Viridiplantae; Streptophyta; Magnoliopsida; Solanales; Convolvulaceae. The record is from RefSeq and is a predicted model, not a curated record. The transcript has 2 exons. Bases 36 to 1046 code for a protein of 336 amino acids.
GUGUCGAGUUUAUUGUGGCCGAUGUUGCUGAAAUCAUGUCUUGUUUACUGGAGAAUCCUGAGAUGGAGAAGAUUAAGCAGCUGAUUCCUACUGGAAAGGCUUAUGAGCCCCAACCGGUAGGAAAGGCACUGGUUUCGGUUCAGGUGAACCGGUUCAGCUGCGGGGGAAUGGGCUUUGGGGUUUAUGUUUCACACGCCAUAGCCGAUGCUUCAGCCGUUGCCAUUUUCUUCGAAACCUGGGCAUCCAUUAACCGCGGCUGUGCUGUGAAUGGAAGUGGAUUCAUUUCCGGUCAACCUAGCAUCUUAUUCCCUCCUUUGACGGAUACUUCUGCCAUUGAACGAUCAGUGAAGAUGGCGGCAGAGGCAAUCGAGCAGGAAGAGAAAUCCAUGAUUGUUAAAAGGUUCGUCAUUCCUGCCAAUGCCAUAGCCCAACUCAGAGAAGAAUUAAUAUGUAAGGAAAACAACAAGGGUUCUGUUCAACGCCCGUCUCGCACGGAGGCGUUAACGGCGUUAGUAUGGGCGGCAGUGAUAAACGCAACUCCUCCAACUCAAACUGUGCCGUUAUCCUGCAUGGUGAACUUGCGGAGCAGGAUGGAGCCGCCGCUGCAGCCAAAAUGUCUAGGGAACUUCGCCUACGGAGCCACCGUUCACUGCGAGGCGGCGGCGAAAGACGGCACCGUCGUAACCGCUGUUCAAUUGGUGGAGAAAAUACGCGAUUCUCUCCGAGCUGUUAACGACGGAGCGGCGAGGAAGAUGUACGGCGAAGGCGGGUUGUUACGCGCGGCGUUUGCCAAAGGUCAUGAAAUGGUGCGCAACAAAGAUUCUUCAACGACAACGUUGUACACAAGCAGUCUGUGUAGACAGCCUUAUUACGAAGUUGAUUUCGGGUGGGGGAAGCCAAGACUGGUUGUGAAUUUGCUCAAGAAUUCAACGGUGCUUUUCUUAGACACCAUUGGUGGAGCGGUAGAAGUGUGGAUGGGAUUGCCUAAGGAGGUUAUGCACACUUUAAUGCAAAACCGCCACUUUCUACGUUUCUGCCUCUCCUAAACCAAAGCUAUGAUCUAUCUAUGCCUUAAUGUUCAACUUUAAUCUUUAUUUCUUUUGAAUAAUAAAUGAUUUCUUAGUCAA